UGAGCUUACUUUCCUGUUGCCCACUGUAUCCUCAUAGAAAAGGGGGUUUUGCCCAAGGUGAGGCAAUAGGGGAAGGUCCCUGUAAGGAGAAACAGAGUUGUCAGUCACUGCUGAGUUAGUGCCUACCUCAUCAUGGAACAUUUCAAGUGAACUCGACAAAGAUUCUUACCUGACCCUCGAUGAACCGAUGAAUAACAUCACCACGUCCCUCGGGCAGACGGCGGAACUGCACUGCAAAGUCUCUGGGAACCCACCUCCCACCAUCCGCUGGUUCAAAAAUGACGCCCCUGUGGUACAGGAGCCCCGGAGGAUCUCCUUCCGGGCCACCAACUACGGCUCCAGGCUGCGGAUUAGAAACCUCGACACCACGGACACAGGCUACUUCCAGUGUGUGGCAACGAAUGGCAAGAAAGUGGUUUCUACCACUGGAGUCUUGUUCGUCAAGUUUGGGCCCCCUCCCACCGCAAGUCCAGGAUCCUCAGAUGAGUAUGAAGAAGAUGGAUUCUGUCAGCCAUACAGAGGGAUUGCAUGUGCAAGAUUUAUUGGCAACCGCACUGUCUAUAUGGAGUCUUUGCACAUGCAAGGGGAAAUAGAAAAUCAGAUCACAGCUGCCUUCACCAUGAUCGGCACCUCCAGCCACUUAUCUGAUAAGUGCUCUCAGUUCGCCAUUCCUUCCCUGUGCCACUACGCCUUCCCGUACUGCGACGAGACGGCGUCCAUCCCGAAGCCCCGAGACUUGUGUCGCGAUGAAUGUGAAAUCCUGGAAAAUGUCCUGUGUCAAACAGAGUACAUUUUUGCGAGAUCCAAUCCCAUGAUCCUGAUGAGGCUGAAACUGCCAAACUGUGAAGAUCUCCCCCAGCCCGAGAGCCCGGAGGCCGCAAACUGCAUCCGGAUUGGAAUUCCCAUGGCGGAUCCUAUCAAUAAAAAUCACAAGUGCUAUAACAGCACAGGUGUGGACUAUCGGGGGACAGUCAGUGUGACCAAAUCAGGACGCCAGUGCCAGCCGUGGAAUUCCCAGUACCCACACACACACACCUUUACUGCCCUCCGUUUCCCGGAGCUGAACGGGGGCCAUUCCUACUGCCGCAAUCCAGGGAAUCAGAAGGAGGCUCCUUGGUGCUUCACCUUGGAUGAAAAUUUCAAGUCUGACCUGUGCGACAUCCCAGCAUGUGAUUCAAAGGAUUCCAAGGAGAAGAAUAAAAUGGAAAUCUUGUACAUACUGGUGCCAAGUGUUGCCAUUCCUCUGGCCAUUGCUCUGCUCUUCUUCUUCAUUUGUGUCUGCCGCAAUAACCAGAAGACCUCAUCCCCGCCUGUCCAGAGGCAACCGAAGCACGUCAGAGGUCAAAACGUGGAGAUGUCAAUGCUGAAUGCGUAUAAACCCAAGAGCAAGGCUAAAGAGCUACCCCUCUCGGCUGUACGUUUUAUGGAAGAACUGGGUGAAUGUGCCUUUGGAAAGAUCUAUAAGGGCCAUCUCUAUCUCCCGGGCAUGGACCAUGCUCAGCUGGUCGCCAUAAAGACCUUGAAAGACUACAACAACCCCCAGCAGUGGACAGAGUUUCAGCAGGAAGCCUCCCUGAUGGCCGAACUGCAGCACCCCAAUAUCGUCUGCCUUCUAGGCGCCGUCACUCAGGAGCAACCGGUGUGUAUGCUUUUCGAGUACAUGAAUCAGGGGGAUCUCCACGAGUUCCUCAUCAUGCGGUCCCCGCAUUCCGAUGUCGGCUGUAGCAGCGAUGAAGACGGGACCGUCAAAUCCAGCCUGGAUCACGGAGAUUUUCUGCACAUCGCAAUCCAGAUCGCUGCGGGCAUGGAGUACCUGUCUAGUCACUUCUUCGUCCAUAAGGACCUUGCGGCUCGCAAUAUUUUAAUCGGGGAGCAGCUUCAUGUAAAGGUUUCAGACCUCGGGCUUUCCAGAGAGAUCUACUCUGCCGAUUACUACAGGGUACAGAGUAAGUCUCUGCUGCCCAUUCGCUGGAUGCCCCCUGAAGCCAUCAUGUAUGGCAAAUUCUCGUCUGAUUCAGAUAUCUGGUCCUUUGGGGUCGUCUUGUGGGAGAUUUUCAGUUUCGGACUGCAGCCCUACUACGGAUUCAGCAACCAAGAAGUGAUCGAGAUGGUGAGGAAGCGACAGCUGUUGCCGUGCUCCGAAGACUGCCCGCCCAGAAUGUACAGCCUCAUGACGGAGUGCUGGAACGAGAUUCCCUCCAGGAGACCCAGAUUUAAAGAUAUUCACGUCCGGCUGCGCUCCUGGGAGGGACUGUCCAGUCACACCAGCUCUACGACCCCUUCGGGGGGAAAUGCCACCACGCAGACCACCUCCCUUAGCGCCAGCCCAGUGAGUAAUCUCAGUAACCCCAGAUACCCCAAUUACAUGUUCCCGAGCCAGGGUAUCACGCCACAGGGCCAGAUUGCUGGUUUCAUUGGCCCACCGAUACCUCAGAACCAGCGAUUCAUCCCCAUCAAUGGAUACCCAAUACCUCCUGGAUAUGCGGCGUUUCCAGCCCCCCACUAUCAGCCGGCAGGUCCUCCCAGAGUGAUUCAGCAUUGCCCGCCUCCCAAGAGUCGGUCCCCGAGCAGCGCCAGUGGGUCCACGAGCACCGGUCAUGUGACCAGCUUGCCCUCUUCGGGAUCCAACCAGGAAGCCAAUAUUCCCUUACUACCGCACAUGUCCAUUCCAAAUCAUCCCGGUGGAAUGGGUAUCACCGUUUUUGGCAACAAAUCCCAAAAACCCUACAAAAUAGACUCAAAGCAACCAUCUUUGCUAGGAGACUCCAAUAUUCAUGGACACACCGAAUCUAUGAUUUCCGCAGAACUGUAAGAUGCACGACUUUUGUAAAUGUGGUAUCCAGGAAAAACUAGAAAGCUGUAGGAAAGAUUUAAAUUCAAAGGUUUUUGUUUUUGUUUUUGUU
Enhydra lutris kenyoni (northern sea otter) is the source of this 2903-nucleotide messenger RNA. RefSeq names its product receptor tyrosine kinase like orphan receptor 1 (gene ROR1). The record is from RefSeq and is a predicted model, not a curated record. Lineage: Eukaryota; Metazoa; Chordata; Mammalia; Carnivora; Mustelidae. The transcript has 9 exons. Gene Ontology annotation, molecular function: ATP binding; protein kinase activity; protein binding. Bases 188 to 2812 code for a protein of 874 amino acids. Gene Ontology annotation, biological process: cell surface receptor protein tyrosine kinase signaling pathway; positive regulation of canonical NF-kappaB signal transduction; multicellular organism development. Gene Ontology annotation, cellular component: signaling receptor complex.